CUUUUUGUUAUUUCUUUUUUUUUAUACAUAUAUUUUCCCCUUUCCUUUCCUUUUUUCUUUCCUUUUUUUUGUUCCUUCUUUUGAUAUAUAUAUAUACACAACUCCUCAAUUCAAUCUUUUUAUUAUUAUUUCUUUUGUCUAGUGAACGAAUAAGUUAUGAGAUUACGACUCUUCACACACUUUUGUCUCACUCUUCUUUUAUUACAAUCACAUCAAAUUGAAGCAUGUUUUUGGAUAUUUGGCGAUUGUAAUUCUUCUUCUUCACAAACACCAACUCCAACAGGUAAUCCUUCUAGUUCCCCUGGACCAACUUCACCCAGCUCAGCAAUCUCAAGCUCCGCACAAUCAUCUUCUGUGAUAUCCAGUUCUUCUAUUCUACCUUCUUCUACUAUCCAUAGUUCAUCUUCAAUUUCUUCACAGACACCAACUUCUUCUUCUUCUAUUAUAUCUUCUUCUGAUUCUUCAUCUGCUUCAUCCUCCGCUUCAUCAUCAUCAGCUUCAUCAUCACCUUCAGAAACAAACAAUUCAGAUUCUAGUAGUUCCAACAACACAGCUGCCAUUGUAGGUUCUGUAUGUGGAUUCUUAGCAGUUCUUGGAUUAGGAUUUGGAUAUGCUUUCUUCUCCAAAGCUCGACGUAAUGAACGUAGACGAAAAGCAGCUUUAUAUAACGAUGAAUUUAACAACAAUAACAAUCGUAACGGCUCUUCACCUUUUGAUACCGAACGACCCUCUCCUGCUAUGGCAGCAGCAGCAGUAGCAGCAGCUGAUGAUUUACAUUAUUCAACCAGUCCUUAUCAACAACAUCAACAACCACAAGGAUGGCAUGAUCCUUAUAAUCCUACCAGUCCUACAUCGUAUGGUUAUAACAACAUGUCUCCUUAUCAACCUCAUCAAGAUUAUUAUUCUCCUCCUAUGACUCAUACUACUGCUUCAGGUAUUGCUGGUGUGGGUUAUCCAGAUGCUGCCAUUUCUGGUGCUUAUUAUACUCCUGCUCCUAUGAAUAAUGGUGGUGUUUAUUAUGAUCCUCAACAACAACAACAUUAUGGAAAUGGUUCUUUUGUUAAUGUGGCUCAACCUGUAUCCAAUGGUCCUACUUAUUCUGCUCCCAAUGCUUAUGAUGAUCAUGAUCCACAAAAAUCAAAGUAAUUGAAAAACGAAAAAAAAAACAAAAUAGAAUUAGUUAUCUACACCUUUUCUUUUUCUAUUAUUAUUAUUAUUAUUAUUAUUACCAUUUACCUUUAUUACUUUAUUAUUCUUUACUCAUUUAUUUUUAUUACCUAUUUUUUUUUCUUUUACAUAUCUCUCUAUUUCUCCCUUUAUAUACAUUUAGUUUAUAGUUUGUUUUUUUUAUCAUAGUCUUAUUUAUUUAUUUAUUUUCCCGAAAUAAAACUGAUGAAAACAACAUUCUUCUUUCAUUAUACUAUUUGUCAUUUGUGAAAAUAAAAAAAAAAUCUAUGAAUUUCUUUUAUAAUCAUGCAAACCAUUUGGAACUCCCCCUUCUGACUACCUAUUUAAAAAAAAAAAGUUUUUAUUUU
Molecule: messenger RNA, 1535 nt
Organism: Halteromyces radiatus
Lineage: Eukaryota; Fungi; Mucoromycota; Mucoromycetes; Mucorales; Cunninghamellaceae
Exons: 1
Coding region: 157-1146 (329 amino acids)
Source: RefSeq, a predicted model, not a curated record